AUGAAGAGCGCCGUUAUUGCUUCCUUCCUCUGCUUGCUACUCUCUACUGCGUUUACUUCCCCCUCCAACGCCGGCGACACGUUAACGCCACGACGGCCCAUCUCCGACGAUGGAAGUACCUUGACCUCGGACGGCGGCAGAUUCCAAUUGGGCUUCUUUAGCCCCGUUGCCGGUUCCCUCGACCGCUACAUCGGCAUUUGGUACAACAUCUCCGCCCGCACCGUCGUUUGGGUCGCCAACCGCGGCAGACCGAUCACCGGCCGCUCCGGGCACCUCUCCAUGUCGGAAAACGGAAGUCUCCUCCUCACCGACGGAAGAAGCUCCACCAUCUACUGGUCCUCGAGCUCGCCGGCUUUGGCGGAACCCGAAGCGCGACUCCUGGAGAGCGGCAACUUCGUCGUCAUGGAGAACGGAAGCGACCCCAGCAGCUCAGCCGCGUGGCAGAGCUUCGACCACCCUACUGACACCCUCCUCCCAGGGAUGAAGCUUGGGUGGAACCUCAGCACCGGACUGAACCGCAACCUCACCUCGUGGGCGACCUCCAGCGAUCCGUCUCCAGGAGACUACGUGGCGGGCAUCGACGUGGCCGGCGUACCCCAGCUGGUUGCUUUCUCUUAUUAG
Zingiber officinale is the source of this 621-nucleotide messenger RNA. Its product is annotated as G-type lectin S-receptor-like serine/threonine-protein kinase At4g27290. The record is from RefSeq and is a predicted model, not a curated record. NCBI's taxonomy places the organism in Eukaryota, Viridiplantae, Streptophyta, Magnoliopsida, Zingiberales, Zingiberaceae. The transcript has a single exon. Bases 1 to 621 code for a protein of 206 amino acids.